Prorocentrum cordatum is the source of this 1574-nucleotide messenger RNA. The record is from the annotation of a GenBank genome assembly. NCBI's taxonomy places the organism in Eukaryota, Dinophyceae, Prorocentrales, Prorocentraceae.
GGCACGGGGUCGAGGGCCAUCACGAGCACUUCCGCUCGAUCUGCAAGUUGGCCGCGUCGGAUUGGGGGGUGCAGGAGCAUUUCCAGUUGACGUUGCAGAUCAAGCAGGCCCUGUGUGCAGACAUGCUCGACGGGACCAACCUUGUGUCGAUCGAGACAAAGUUUCGGAGCUUCGCGGGGCCGGGGGCGGCUACAGCGUCGUGGAGUCGCCCCGUCGGAAGCCGUGGCCCCGCGCUCGUCUCCUUGCCCGACGGAGCUGCGCCACCGGUGCCGCUCGCGGACGUGCGGGGCGAUGGCGGGAGAUCCAAGGUCGAGCACUUCGUUCAAAGGAACGCGCUGCCAGCCGACGUCGCGACCGCUCGACUUGAGAGCUGCUCUGUCAAGGCCCCCCACUCCGAUCCUCGGCUCAGGCGCAGCAACGUCGUCUUCACCGACCCCUCUCCCGUCGCCCUGCCCACGGGUGACCCCAUCGCUUCGUUCGAGCUCGACGACCCUGAGGGCGUCUUCACCGUCGAGGGCGUCGACCUGAAGGGCGCCUUCUACCACCUCGAGCUGCCCGAGCAGCUCAGGCGCUUCUUCGCGACGCGGCCCGCCCUGGCGGGCGCCGCGGGAGCGUCCGAGGUCGAUGGCCACAAAGUCGCCCCGUCGGCCAAGGUCUACCCCAGGCUGCGGGCGGUGCCGACGGGGCGGUCGCGGGCCCUGUGGCGGCGCCAGUCCAUCAUGGAGCGCGUGUCCGAGCACGUCGGCUGUCCCGAGCCCCGGCGGCUUCGUGGCGGUUGGCCUGCCCCCAGCCUCGCCGAGCUCAGUCGCUUCCAGUACGCGGGCAACUUCGCGAGCCUCGGCUUCGACUGCGAGGCCGUCCGCGCGGCGGUCUCGCGGGCGGCGGCCGAGCUGGGCCGCUUCGGCCUCGCGGUGGCAAACGCGAGGGAAACCGCCGAGGGCGCCUGCAGCGUCCUGGGCUGGGACCUCGCGGGCACGGGGAGGCCUUCGGCCUCCCGGGCGCGACUGCGGAGGGCCCGCCUCGCGAUCAGGCGCCUGCUACAGCGCGGCCGCUGUCGCGGGUCUGACUUGGAGAAGGUGCUGGGCCACUUCAUCUUCAUCGCCCUUGUGCCGCGGGAGGGCCUCUCUCUCUUCGAGGCCUGCCCCAGGUUCGCGCAGACGCCCUGCCGCGCGGAGGUGGCCCUGCCCAAGGCCGUGCGAGCCGAGCUCUGCGCCCGGGACGGGCUGGCGCCGCUGCUCUGGCGGGACUUGCGUGCAGGCUUGUCCACGGACGUCGGGGCCGUCGACGCCUCGCCUUGGUGCUUGGGGGCUUGCCAGGCGACCUGGUCGGCCAGUGCGGUGAGCUACGUAGGCCGCUUCUGCGAGCGCCGGCGCUUCGGGCGGGCCGAGAGGCCGCUUCCGCGCCGGCGCGCUCAGGCGGCCAGCCGGCGAGCGCUGGGCCAGGCCAUCGCCGCCGAUGUGGGAGACCCCGCCUCGGGCGGCCCAGGUCUCGCCGCCUUCGGGCCGCCUGCCGAGCGCCAGGCGGCCCGGCCCGUCGGGCCACCCCUGGAGCGCGAUCUCGUAGAAUUCCCAGAG